Messenger RNA from Neurospora tetrasperma FGSC 2508, 1716 nucleotides. RefSeq lists its product as uncharacterized. Lineage: Eukaryota; Fungi; Ascomycota; Sordariomycetes; Sordariales; Sordariaceae. Bases 1 to 1716 code for a protein of 571 amino acids. The record is from RefSeq and is a predicted model, not a curated record. The transcript has 5 exons.
AUGAUCCUGCUCGAGGAUUUGAUAAACGGCAACAAGCCUUCAGAGAAGAUGAACAACGCCUGCUUGAGGGGCAUCCGAUUUACCGGUCGAGGCCAGACGGAACUCCUUGGAGUUCAGACCCGUAGCAUGAGCAGGAUGCAAACCCAGAAUGAUGCGGGCUUCCAAGACAACGCUCAUGUGGCCCGUCCAAACAUUCCUGCGGCAUCGGCUUCCCCGUUUGGUGAAUGGACGCCCGAUAUCGCCUACGGAAGUGAACUCUGGGUAGAAGGUGAGGACUUGAGUCGCAUUGAGAUUGCCGAGAGAGGGAUUGCGCGUGCUCGCUUGCGGGUCGAGCAUUAUAGAAACGCUCCCAACCCAGCCAUUUUCCAGCAACAGCUGGAUGAGGAGAUCAGGAAGCGGGAGGAGCUCGAUGAUCAUGACGAGGAGAACACCAAACCAAUAUCUACCCUUGCUUCAACCCAUCGAGAAGCCAUCAACAGACGUCUUGAACUUUUGCAUGAGAUUCUCGAGCAGACAGAGUCUGAAGCGCAAAGGGUCAAUAUCGAAGCCGCCAUUGCCGGAUACGAAUCCGGGGCCAUUCCGUAUUCAAGAUCGUAUACGCUCAUUUGGGCCGGCCGUAUCGUCGACACUUGUCCCGGUUACGGCUCGUUCACAACGGACCGUGAUUCUCGGCUUGACACGUAUCUUGACGAGCAUGGGCCUGGAUGGCUUUGGCAUGAGCCACCCCUCGCAGCGCAAGGCAAACUACGUGCCAAAAAAGGCACGAGUCUUGAGAACCCGCUCAUGGGGCGCCUGGAUACAUAUGGACAAGGUCAUUACAACAUUAAGAUGUAUUUCCGCGCGCGUAAGGAGAGAGUCAUGCGCAAGGGGGCCAAGCGUGCGAGAAAGGCAAAGGAGAAGUUGCCGGAGUUCAACGCGCAGCCUGACGAAAAAGCUCAAGUAGUUGAGUUGUCUUUGCUCCUCGACUCGGGCGCCACUUUGCCGUGUAUCACGCCCCAAGACCUUGCCCUUCUCGGCAUCGACCCCAAGACAUACGCGGCGCAGACGGCCUCGGAACUCCACCUCGGUGAGGGGACGGUGAAGAGGGCCAUUUAUGAGCUGGAUGUGGGGUUCAGGUUCGGCGAGGAAGACUGGGCAUUCCAUACGGUGCCAGUCAUUGUCUUGGAGGGCGAGAGUCGACUGAGCGGCAUGCUUCCCUUCAACGUAUGCUAUAUAUCAAGCGCGCCAGGCACACAUAGAAUGUGGCUUGGUCAGAAACGACGCGACGUGCUUGGGGCUGGUCGACUACCGGGACGUAUGAAGGCCGGGGAAGUGCACGAGGGGGAGGGCCGCAAUCCGUUUUAUGGAGCUGUUGGAACGCCGGCAAACAGCUUUUGGGCCACGGGAGGUAUCAACUUGAGAGACCGAGACUCUUCAUCGAAGUUUCUCAAGGACCGCACGGAUGAGCACGAUGCGGUGUUGGAGGAGCCGUCUAAGAUGUUCAGGUUCGAGCAUGACCUGGGGAAUGGUGAAACUUGGGUGGAUAUCGGGUCCUCAUCUGGUGCGGAUGAAGAGGAGGCUGUCAAGGCGAGUCCUCCGAGGAAAGGGAAACAAGCAGCGGGAUCAAACAUAGAGCGCAUUCAACGGUUGAAAAGGGAAAUCCUGGGUGCAACUGGUCAGCCUGUGCCAGCGACGGGCAAGAGAAAGGCGAGAAGCUCCGCAUUACUGAGCCAAUGA